AUGGCGAACAAAGGACUCAAGGCAGCGGAACUGAUAAGCCACCCGGCAUUCAAGAAUCUCAAAUGGAAGCUUCCGCCGACAGAAGAAGGCUAUGCGGAAGUUGCCAAAGGCCGAAGCGGUGGUCCGUUCAAGCUAUGGUAUGAGGUUCAUGGAAAGGGCGCGACGAGGAUAGUGUGGAUCAUGGGCCUCGGAGCAUAUCGAACGGCCUGGAAACGGCAGACUAGAUAUUUCGGCCUCACGCACGAUCAAUACACAUCCUUGGUCUUUGACAACCGCGGAGCAGGCAAAUCUGAUAAGCCAACAUGCCGUUACUCGACCUCUGAGAUGGCAAAGGACAUAGCGGAUCUCCUUGUGCAGGUCAAGUGGCUAAAGGACGACUUUACUCUGCUGGAUCCCAAGCAGAAGAUCAACGUUGUCGGUGUGUCCAUGGGCGGCAUGAUCGCUCAAGAGCUUGGUAUUUUCCUGCCGUCUGGGACGCUCAAUACCUUGUUCCUGGUGUCGACUUGGCCGAGAGCAGUAAGGACAGUACCAUACAUGGAGCACCUCAAGCAGCGUGCGAACAUGUUCAUUCCACGCGACAUUGAUAUCCAGCUGGAUGGAAUCUGUGAUCGGUUGUUCUCAAAUGACUUCCUUGCGGUCCCAGAUACGGAAGGCGAUGAGGCGUAUGGGCCCGGCGGGCCAAACUAUCCUACCAACCGCGAUCGAUACGCUGCUGGAGAGAUGGACAAGCGAAUGGAUCCAGACGGUUUCACGAAGAAAGGCUUUAUUCUUCAAGCAAUCGCAGCGGGUUGGCAUUACAAAAGUCCGGAGCAGGUUCGAGACAUGGCAAAGCACGUUGGCGAAGGCAGGGUGGCAGUCGCACAUGGCACGGUCGACAAAAUGCUCACGUUCAACCACGGCGAGUUGCUGAGGGAUGAGAUCGGUGAGAGCGUGGAAUGGCGGAAGUAUGAGGCAGAGGCCAUGUCCUGA
This is a messenger RNA of Cyphellophora attinorum, 969 nucleotides long. RefSeq lists its product as uncharacterized. The record is from RefSeq and is a predicted model, not a curated record. NCBI's taxonomy places the organism in Eukaryota, Fungi, Ascomycota, Eurotiomycetes, Chaetothyriales, Cyphellophoraceae. The transcript is spliced from 2 exons. The coding region runs from base 1 to 969 and encodes 322 amino acids.